AUGUCUGGCCCUGAAGUGCACCAUCUUUUCCACAACCCUAUCGCAGACCAUUCUUUCUCCGCCGACCGCCAAACUCUUGCGGUUGCUAGGGACAAUAAUGUCGAACUCUACCAGAAGUCAGGCUCUAAAUUCGCGCUCCAGGAUGAACUCAAGGGCCACGAUAAGACUGUGACUGGUGUGGAUAUCGCUCCCAACAGUGGCAUGAUUGUCACAUGUUCCCAAGAUCGAAAUGCCUAUGUUUGGGAGCCUUCUCCACAAGGAUGGAAGCCUACUCUCGUCCUUUUGCGCAUCAACCGCGCCGCCACUUUUGUCCGCUGGUCUCCCUCCGAGAAGAAAUUUGCGGUUGGAUCCGGGGCACGUCUCAUUGCAGUCUGUUACUUUGAGGAAGAGAAUGACUGGUGGGUAUCCAAGCACUUGAAGAAGCCCAUUCGCAGUACAAUUACCACACUGGCAUGGCAUCCAAACUCGGUUCUUCUGGCUGCAGGAUCUACCGAUUCUCACGCUCGAGUGUUCUCCGGCUUUGUAAAGGGUAUCGACGCUCGACCCGAGGCCAGUGUCUGGGGUGAACGGUUGCCAUUCAACACUGUCUGUGGAGAAUAUCUCAACGAGUCUGCCGGAUGGGUUCACGCAGUCUCAUUCUCACCUAGUGGUGACGCCCUAGCGUUCGCAGCACACGACAGCAGCAUCACGGUGGUUUACCCGAGUGGUCCGGAACAGCCACCACGAGCCAUCAUCAACAUUAGCGCACAAACUCUCCCGUUCACAAGCCUGAUCUGGAACGGCGAGAGUGAAAUCAUCGCGGCAGGAUAUGACUGUGAAGCAUUCAGAUUCCGUGGUGGCGAGCAAGGGUGGGAAAUCACAGGAUCUGUCGAAGCGAAAGCCCGACCGGGCCAGCAGCGCGAGGAAUCUGCUCUCAACAUGUUCAGGCAGAUGGAUCUCAAGGGAAAGACGAAAGAUGAUACCCAGUUGACUACCACGCAUCAGAACACGAUCAACACCAUUCGUGUGUUUGAAGGAAGUGCGGGUGGUGUCAGACGAUUCAGCACUAGUGGUGUUGAUGGCAGAUUGGUCAUUUGGACUGCUUAG
This is a messenger RNA of Exophiala bonariae, 1086 nucleotides long. RefSeq lists its product as uncharacterized. NCBI's taxonomy places the organism in Eukaryota, Fungi, Ascomycota, Eurotiomycetes, Chaetothyriales, Herpotrichiellaceae. Gene Ontology annotation, cellular component: Arp2/3 protein complex; actin cytoskeleton. Gene Ontology annotation, molecular function: actin filament binding. The record is from RefSeq and is a predicted model, not a curated record. The transcript has 2 exons. Gene Ontology annotation, biological process: Arp2/3 complex-mediated actin nucleation. Bases 1 to 1086 code for a protein of 361 amino acids.